This is a messenger RNA of Symbiodinium sp. CCMP2456, 3984 nucleotides long. The record is from the annotation of a GenBank genome assembly. NCBI's taxonomy places the organism in Eukaryota, Dinophyceae, Suessiales, Symbiodiniaceae.
AUGCGGCUUGAGUGCUACACGUUUCUCAUGCUGGCUGCGCGGUUCCGAACUAAGCCUUGGUUUGUGGAUCUUCGGGUGCAAGAUUACUCGAAGCAUAUCGACUUCGUGCUUGGCGAUAAGAUCUAUCUUCUGCAGAUGGCACGCACAGAUGGCUCCUCAGGGACUCAAGCUGUCAACCCCUCUUGGUCUUUGCUCUUAAAUUUUGAGCACCGCCUGCGAAAAGAAGCAUACAAGGGUGCAUGCAGGGACAACCGGGACAUUGCCAGCACCCUCGCGGAGGUCCGGCAAGAUGCUGCCUUGAAGGAGACACACUUUGUGGGACCGCUCGCGCUAGAGUUAGCCAGCCGCAGUGCCUCUGCUGCGGCGCCGCCGCCGCCGGCGAAAUGGCCUCGCUUACAAGAUCAUGUACCGGGUGCAGAAGGAGGUGGCAAAGGUCGUGAUGGCAAAAGCCGGGGCAAAGGUGGCAAGAACACGCACCCGGGGCUUCGCAUCGGGUAUCCUUCUGCAAAGGGCUUUGUGUUCAGCUCGACGCCCGACGGGCGACAGAUAUGUUACGGCUACAACAACGGCAGCUGCAAGGGGAAUUGCGGACGUGUACAUGUUUGCCAGCUUUGCUUGAAGCCUCACCCACGCAAGGACUGCAAGUUGCAGAAGGACAAGUCGGCAGGGUCUGGUGAAGGUGGUCGCCGGCACUCUGAUGUGCGCAUUUGCUUGCAGCAAGAGGCCAAAGCACGCAGAAUUCGUUUGCUGGGUCGUGAGAUCGACCUACUGGGAACAUCCUGGUGUCAGCACCUUCAGUCGGGCCAAAGCUCAUUGGCGCACCUCCGGUGGGCCCAGAUUUGCUUUGCACGAUUCGACAUCUCCAUGCCUUUCCUUCUGGAACAUCCAGAGCAGCUGGGUGCAGUCAACGACUUCAUUCCUGCCUCAGUGUGGGACUUCGACGAGUUCAAGCAUUUGCUCCUGCUGGAUAAUGUAAACACGAUGGCUUUCUUUCAAUGUCAGUGGGGUGCACCUUCCAGCAAGCCCACUCGUCUGGUCUGGAGUCGCCUGGAAUGGGCAGCGGCCAAGCUGUUUGCGGGUGUGCCAACUUUGGGUUCUGACGGUCGCUACAAAGGUCCGCUGCCUCCUUCUUGCGGUCAUCGUCAUGCUACCCGUCUACUGGGCAAGGAUGCAGCUGGCAAUUGGGCCACCGCCUCAGCUGCCUAUCCGCUUCCGAUGUGCACGUGGCUUGCCAAGAGCAUGCUGCGCCUCUUUCGCGCUGAUGGGGGUGAGGGCGCUUCUGCUCUUGGACACAGAGAUGAGAACCCUGCUGAUGGGGGUGGGGGCACUUCUGCUCCUGGACACAAAGAUGAUAACCCUGGGGGUGGGGGCGCUUCUGCUCCUGGACACAGAGAUGAUAACCCUGACGACUCGGAUGCUUCCUCUGAGGAGUCGCCUGCGAGCUUCGAUCUAUCCUCUUUGUGUCUUGUGGCGCCUGCAGGCACCUUACCUCGCGUGGACCAGGCUUCCGAUGCGGAGAAGUUUGCUGCGCGUGUACUGGGAAAGGGGAGAAUCACGCUGGGAGAGUUUGAUAUGCUGUGUGGCUUGCUUCCUUCGGACCCCGAGUCGCGUGCUACGUCGGGAGAUUUCACUUCGAAGACCUUCAUGAGUGGCAUGUACCAACAUGGGGGAGUCAUUGGUCUACGCACACAUAUGACAAGCCACCCUUGGACCACUGCAGUCCUGUGUGCCAUUCUCAGGGCUGCCUUCCCGGUGCAGCCGUUCACUUCAGUGGUGGUGUCGAGGAAUCGUCAGGUUGUCCCCCACCGUGACAGUCAGAAUGGCGACUACACCUGGAAUCUUUUGGUCCCAGCCUCCCGCUUCUCUGGUGGGGGGGUUUGGCAGGAAAGCGAAAAUGGGAAUGAGCCGAUGGAGUACGAGGGCGAAACGCGCUGGGGAAAGAUCCUACCGGUGGCCACGGGCCCUCAGCUACUCGACCCUCGGCGUCUUCAUGCAACCAUGGACUGGAAGGGUGUGCGCACAGUUGUCAUCGGGUUCUCGAUCCGGGACCCCGAGAAGGCGAGCCGCCAAGUUAAGGCAUCUUGGAAAAGAGUUUCAGGUUUGCAGGAUGCCACCCAGACUGACGAGGCCGUGGCACGAGGACGGGGAUCCACAGUUCGUCUGCAGGAGCGGGGUGCUGGGGAGGAAGGCGACACUUUUCACGGACACUUGGUGCAGGCACGCAAAGAUAACUUUGGGGAUCCCAUCACGGUCCAGUGGCGUGGCAAGGUGCACUCUUUCGUGGAUGGUUGCGGACUCAACAGCCCUGGCCGUUGGCGGCCGGCCGCCCGUGGGAGAGGGUUCCCUCAGGACACCGAGGCCUUUGUUCAGUCAUUGAGGAAUCUUCUGGAUGGGUUCAUACGUUCCGAAAUUGGCGAUGUACAACGGGCUUACUUCAUGCUGGCAUUGGGCAAAUAUGAGGAAGCGCCGUUCUCCGAGCAGGCCAUGGACCGUCUGCGCUCAUCAUGGUUUGCGCUCCUGGAGGACCCAGCUUCAGCAGCGCAUCGGGAGCCGGGCCAACCUUUCUUCUUGGAGGCCCUUUCCCAGACCUGUCGGGCUAUGGGGGACGAAGACUGGGAGGUUCUCACUCGAGCGGAAGAUAACUAUGCUCGUGGCCGCCGUCUCGGUGUGGGGCGUCCCUUCGAGCGGGUGGUAGCUGUCUUCAGGCCAAAGGGUAAGUGGCGAGAGUACGAUGAGUCCGAGUUCCAGGCCAUGAAUGAGAACUACGCUUCAGCGAAAGCGGUCCCUGAGCAGUUGGAGAAGCAGUUCGAGGAGGAAGAGGCGCUUGGGUUCAUGUACCCCUUGUCGGAGAAGGAGGCACGGCGCCGAUUCGGGGAUACCUUAAGGGUUGCUAGUCUUGGUGCCAUCAUCAAGGAUGAUGGCACAGUAAGGGCACUCUUCGAUGGAACACACUCGGUGAAGCUCAACAACUUGAUCACGAUCGCAGACAAGCUAGAGUUUCCCACGCCGUCGAAUGUGGCGAGGGCAAUGGAGAUCCAGCAGGAGGACGGCAACCAUCUCCUCGUGGGGAUCGCUGCUGACAUUGCUAAGGCUGCCCUGUUCCAGCUGUUGUUUGCAGAUGACCUGCAGAUUAUGGCUGGGGGGGAGAAGAAAUACCAUGAACUUUGGGUGGUGCUGGUUUAUGCUGGGCAAGUCCUGUACUGGCUGCGGCCUUUCAUGGGCCCCUUGCAUCGCUGGAAAGCGGCCAUCGCCCCGGGGACGGUGGCCCUGGUCCCUCGUAUGGUGCUGGUGGUUCUUCGCUACAUCUUGAAACUUCUGCAAGAAAAGCGCUAUCUUGUCAGUUGCAGGUCGCCACCCUUGGUGUUUCGCGAAGCUUUCCGCACAGAUGCUAAAGCGGAAGAUGAUUUCUUCGUGCUCGGAGGAUGGGAGACCUUGAGCAGCUUUGAUACUUCUUCAUGCCGCUGGUUUUCCAUUCGCAUCAAUGCUUCGGAUUAUCCUUUCUUGUUCAAUGCGCAAGGAACGGCAAAAGGGAUGAGCACCGUUGCCGAGCUUCUUGCGACUUGGCUAGGCCUACAUUUGUUCGGAUGGUUGGACACCGACGGCCAAAGCUUUACGGUUUCGGCCGGGACGGAUAACUUGGCGAAUGAGUUGGUCACGAGGCGCCAAGGCACGACGAAGUUUCCACUGACUUAUGUCUACAUGCAGCUGCAAUAUGACUUGUUCCGCUGCGGAGGACACAUGAACUUGAAUUGGCGCCCUCGUGAACUCAACACGGCUGCUGACGACUUGACGAACGGUAGGUUCGACGCUUUUGACUUGUCUCGGAGGAUCGAUAUGCCUUUCGCGGAUGUUCCGUGCAAACUUCUUCUUGAGCUUGCCAGCUUUCAUGAUGAGAUGUUGGAAUGGAGGAAAGGGGGAGAAGGAAGUGCCCCGGUUUCACGCCUCUCUAAGAGGCAGAAGAUUGCCACAAAGACCAAGUGGUAA